Molecule: messenger RNA, 603 nt
Organism: Vairimorpha ceranae
Lineage: Eukaryota; Fungi; Microsporidia; Nosematidae
Product: rna polymerase ii ctd phosphatase
Exons: 1
Coding region: 1-603 (200 amino acids)
Molecular function (GO): RNA polymerase II CTD heptapeptide repeat phosphatase activity
Source: RefSeq, a predicted model, not a curated record
AUGUCAUGUUUACAUUCUCUAAGAAUUGGUUCUUUAUGCUGUGACUGUGGAGAAGAGGUACAUGAUGAUAAAAAACUGUUUUCAGUUUUACACAAUAAUUCGGACAUAAAAUUAUCUGAAGACGAGGCUCUUCUUAGGGACAAAAAGAAGCUAGAAAGACUUCAUAAAAAUAAAAAACUGGUUUUAGUAUUAGAUCUAGAUCAGACAAUUUUACACACCACUAUAACUAAAGAAUAUAUGGAAGGCUAUUCUAACUUUAUAAUUAAUGAUAUUUCAUAUUGUGUUAAGUUCCGUCCUUAUUUAAACUACAUGCUAGAAUGUUUGUACAAGAAGUAUGAAAUACAUGUCUACACUAUGGGCAAUAAAGUUUAUGCUAAUAAAAUUGUAAAGCUUAUUGAUCCCACGAGAAAGUAUAUAGGAAAUAGAAUAUUAACCCGUGAUGAAAAUGGCAUCGGAUUUAAAAAAGAUCUGAAUAGAUUAUUUAGUAUUCAUAGUAAUGUAGUUAUAUUAGAUGAUCGGGAUGAUAUAUGGGAUUACAGUGAUAAUUUAAUAUUAGUUAAACCUUAUUUCUUUUGGAAUAUCGGUGAUAUAAACAGUGAAUGA